GCGGCCGGAAGUGGGCUGCGCGAGGGACUGCGGAUCAGCGGGAGGCUUCGGGUCCCUGGGCUGGCGCCGCAGAUGCGCGGGGCCCGGGGAUGAUCUUCCCAGCCGCCCGCUGCGCGCUCCGCUGGCUGCCGCGGCCUGGGAGCCGGGCGCUGACCCUCGCCGACAUGGAGGUGGCUCUGCGAGGCGUGCGGAAGAUCCUCUGCGUGGCCGAGAAGAACGACGCGGCCAAGGGCAUCGCCGACCUGCUGUCCGGCGGCCGCAUGCGGCGGAGAGAAGGACUUUCCAGAUUCAACAAGAUCUAUGAGUUUGAUUAUCGUCUGCAUGGCCAGAAUGUCACCAUGAUAAUGACUUCAGUCUCAGGACACUUGCUGGCUCAUGAUUUCCAGAUGCAGUUUCGCAAAUGGCAGAGCUGCAAUCCUCUUGUCCUCUUUGAAGCAGAAAUUGAAAAGUACUGCCCAGAGAAUUAUUUAGACAUCAAGAAAACUCUGGAGCGAGAGGCUCGGCAGUGCCAGGUCCUGGUGAUCUGGACCGACUGCGACAGAGAAGGUGAAAACAUCGGGUUUGAGAUCAUCCACGUGUGCAAGGCUGUGAAGCCCAGCCUGCAGGUGCUGCGAGCCCGUUUCUCUGAGAUCACUGCCCGCGCUGUCCAGGCGGCCUGUGAAAACCUGAUGGAGCCUGACCGCAGAGUGAGCGACGCCGUCGACGUGAGGCAGGAGCUGGACCUGCGGAUCGGGGCUGCCUUCACCAGGUUCCAGACCCUGCGGCUGCAGAAGAUCUUUCCCGAGGUGUUGGCGGAGCAGCUGAUCAGUUAUGGCAGCUGCCAGUUCCCCACCCUGGGGUUCGUGGUGGAGAGGUUCAAAGCCAUUCAGGCGUUCGUGCCAGAAACCUUCCACAAAAUCAGAGUGACUCAUGACCACAGGGAUGGCGCAGUGGAGUUCAGCUGGAAAAGGCAUCGGCUCUUCAACCACACGGCUUGUCUUGUCCUCUAUCAGCUGUGCAUGGAGGAUCCCAGGGCGACCGUGGUGGAGGUCAGGUCCAAGGCAAAAAGCAAGUGGAGGCCUCAAGCUUUGGACACUGUGGAACUUGAGAAGCUGGCUUCUCGGAAGCUGAGGAUAAAUGCUAAAGAAACCAUGAGGAUUGCUGAAAAGCUCUACACUCAAGGGUACAUCAGCUAUCCCCGAACUGAAACAAACAUUUUCCCCAAAGACUUAGACCUGACAGCGCUGGUGGAGGAGCAGACCCCGGACCCGCGCUGGGGGCCCUUUGCCCAGAGCAUUCUAGAGCGGGGCGGCCCCACUCCACGCAACGGGAACAAGUCUGACCAAGCUCACCCCCCCAUCCACCCCACCAAGUACACUGACAGCCUGCAGGGGGACGAGCAGCGACUGUACGAGCUCAUCGUCCGCCACUUCCUGGCCUGCUGCUCCCAGGACGCCCAGGGCCAGGAGACCACCGUGGAGAUUGACAUCGCGCAGGAGCGCUUCGUGGCCCACGGCCUCAUGAUCCUGGCCCGAAACUAUCUGGACGUGUACCCCUACGAUCGCUGGAGCGACAAGACCCUCCCUGUGUACAGUCGAGGCUCCUGCUUUCAGCCCAGCACCGUGGAGAUGGUGGACGGGGAGACCAGUCCGCCCCAGCUGCUCACUGAGGCCGACCUUAUUGCCCUCAUGGAGAAGCACGGCAUCGGUACCGACGCGACGCACGCGGAGCAUAUCGAGACCAUCAAGGCCCGGAUGUACGUCGGGCUCACGCCAGACAAGCGCUUUCUCCCCGGGCACCUGGGCAUGGGGCUCGUGGAAGGCUAUGACUCCAUGGGCUACGAGAUGUCCAAGCCUGAUCUGCGGGCCGAGCUGGAGGCCGACCUGAAGCUCAUCUGCGAGGGGAAGAAGGAUAAGCUCGUGGUCCUGCAGCAGCAGGUGCAGAAGUACAAGCAGGUCUUCAUCGAAGCCAUGGCCAAAGCCCAGAGGUUGGACGAGGCCUUGUCCCAGUACUUUGGGGCAGGGGCGGAGCUGGCCCAGCAAGAAGCCAUCUUCCCAGCUGUGCCGGAGCCCGUCAGGAAGUGCCCGCAGUGCGGCAAGGACAUGGUCCUCAAGACCAGGAAGAGCGGCGGGUUCUACCUCAGCUGCACGGGGUUCCCGCAGUGUCGCUCGGCCGUGUGGUUCCCGGACAGUGUGCUGGAGGCCAGCAGGGACGGGAGCGUGUGUCCGGUGUGCCAGCCACACCCCGUUUACAGGUUGAAGUUCAAGUUUAAGCGAGGCAGCCUUCCCCCAACCAUGCCACUGGAAUUUGUCGGCUGCGUUGGCGGAUGUGACGAGACCCUGCGGGAGAUCUUGGACCUCAGGUUUUCACAGGGGCCCCCCCGAGCUGGCCAGCCAGUCAGCCAGCCCUCCGGCCACCUGCAGGCCAGCCAGGCCCUGAACAGAAUGGGCAGCAGCCAGCACGGCCACCCCCAGCCUCCUGCCACCAGGCCCUCGAAGGCUCUGGCCAGGACCCUGCCCCUGCCCGCCGCCGAGGGCGAAAGCAACUCCGUGACCUGCAACUGUGGCCGGGAGGCCCUGCUGCUCACCGUCCGGAAGGAGGGGCCCAACCAGGGCCGCCAGUUCUACAGGUGCAGCAGCGGCGGCUGCAGCUUCUUCCUGUGGGCCGACAGCGGCCACCCAGAAGCAGGGGGGCGUCCCUCCGAGGUGCCCAGACCCCCGGGCGGCUCACUGGGACACCCGCCGGGCUCAGGGAAGCCCCUGGGCGGGCCCAGAAGCCCCGGCGAUGGUGGCGGUGGCGCGUGCUGCCUGUGCAGCCAGCCCGCUGUCACGCGCACUGUGCAGAAGGACGGGCCCAACAAGGGGCGGCAGUUCCACACGUGCGCCAAGCCCCGGGAGCAGCAGUGCGGCUUCUUCCAGUGGGUGGACGAGAAUGUGGCCCCAGGGACCUUUGGAGGCCCCCCCUGGGCAGGAGCCAGAGGAGGAAGCCAAGGGCCGGAGGCCAGAAGCAAAAGGGCCCGGGCUGGUUCCUCGGACGCAGGGUCCGCGGCCAAGAAACCCCGGAAGUGCAGCCUUUGCCACCAGCCUGGACACACCCGUCCCUUCUGUCCUCAGAACAGAUGAGGGCAGGGUAGGGCCAAGGGGGCCACUGCCUCCACCUGCCGCUUCUGUCUCGGGAAACGAGCUGUUUCUCCAGGGCCACGUGGCCCUGCGCUGCCAGGGCGGCUUUGAGGAAAGUGGCUGCUCUUGGAGUGUGGCCUGUGUUCUAAGGAGUCCGGGUCCAGACCGCGCUCUCAGGAAGGCCACGCCUGGUGGACAGUGGCCCUGUGCCUGGGGCUCAGGAACGGCCACGGCCACGGCUGAGAAGCCAUGGAGGCUGCCCCCUGUGAUCCACAGAUGCCCUGAGAAAGGGUAGGAUGGCAGGGAGUCCCCCGUUCAGAAGUUGUGGCUACAGAAGGUUUAUCCCUCUUCAUCUCGAAGCUCCUGUGGCCAGGACACCCCACAGCUCAUGUGCCUCAAUAAAGGAUUCUACCCCUUGA
Eubalaena glacialis (North Atlantic right whale) is the source of this 3517-nucleotide messenger RNA. RefSeq names its product DNA topoisomerase III alpha (gene TOP3A). Gene Ontology annotation, cellular component: nucleus; chromosome. Bases 90 to 3101 code for a protein of 1003 amino acids. Gene Ontology annotation, biological process: DNA topological change. Gene Ontology annotation, molecular function: DNA topoisomerase type I (single strand cut, ATP-independent) activity; zinc ion binding; DNA binding. The record is from RefSeq and is a predicted model, not a curated record. NCBI's taxonomy places the organism in Eukaryota, Metazoa, Chordata, Mammalia, Artiodactyla, Balaenidae. The transcript is spliced from 19 exons.